Wasmannia auropunctata (little fire ant) is the source of this 882-nucleotide messenger RNA. RefSeq names its product E3 ubiquitin-protein ligase mib1-like. Bases 85 to 765 code for a protein of 226 amino acids. NCBI's taxonomy places the organism in Eukaryota, Metazoa, Arthropoda, Insecta, Hymenoptera, Formicidae. The record is from RefSeq and is a predicted model, not a curated record. The transcript has 3 exons.
CAGAAUCUGGCGAGGCAAGGUGCACAGACUAAAUUAGCAUUAGCUUGUUUCUUGAUAAGCGUGGACAGAAGCUGCAAACUCCUUAUGCAAGUGAGAAACAAUAAAGAUAAGAUACCGUUCGAUCUUCUGGAAGACAAGCAACAAAUUGCUCUACUCGCUUAUUUUCUAGGAUUUUACAAAGACCCAAGUUACAGCAAGCAAUUAGGAAUAGAGAAUAGUCUAUCGAUUGGUUACGUAGAGCCAUCUACGUAUCAGAUAGAUAAUAUAUCGGAAUCAGAAGGAUUGCACGGCGCGAAGAAAAAUGUAGACUCCGAUGAUGUUGCGGAAUAUCGGGAUUGCUCUGGGAUUGUAGCGGACACAAAGCAGGAGGAUCAAAUUGAUCCCAGCAAUAGUACCACACUCGUUGGUUGCGGCCAUACCGUUAUCGACACGCAAACGGUUCAAGAUGGUCAACUGACGGCAGACGAGAUCUCCAAUCCGGAUAAAUCGAAGGAUAUAUUGUUGAAGGGCAAAUGGAAGAAGAAGAUCAGUGACAGUGAGAAAGAGAAGAACGAAGAUAUAGAGCCACUUACGCUCCAGAUGUUACGUUAUUUAGGAACUAAAAUCACGGAUUUUGAGAAAGAGAUUAUAUGCAACAUCUGCGUGGAACGUCGUCGUAUCGUUGUCUUUCUAUGCGGACAUGGCGCGUGCGAGCACUGCACCGCUUUGCUAAAGAUCUGUCACAUAUGUCACAAGACGAUCACAAAAAAGAUCAAUUUGUAUUAGACUAUCCGAUCAAUGAUCACACUGGAACGUUAAUUACUACGCGGUGCGCGCGUGUAUACCCGAGGAAUAGAAGUCAAAAUAAUAUCAAAAUGAUGUCAAAGUAUAAUCAAAUUUUAG